Messenger RNA from Penicilliopsis zonata CBS 506.65, 3687 nucleotides. RefSeq lists its product as hypothetical. Bases 68 to 3373 code for a protein of 1101 amino acids. Gene Ontology annotation, biological process: transmembrane transport. The transcript has 3 exons. The record is from RefSeq and is a predicted model, not a curated record. NCBI's taxonomy places the organism in Eukaryota, Fungi, Ascomycota, Eurotiomycetes, Eurotiales, Aspergillaceae.
GAGGAGGAGGAGGAAAGGAGCGUCGUCGUUGUCGUCGUCGUCGAUACCAGGCGGAUUGCUCGGGGUGAUGAUGAUGAUGAUGUUGUUGUUGAUGGUGCUGGUCCAACCGGCCAGGGCGGCUCUGAUACAGUUCCAGAACUGCCUGUCGCAGGACAUUGUCGAGUCGCAGCCUCUUCAGCUGCAGUUUGUGCCUCUGGACGUCUGGGCCUCGUUCGACUUUGACAACCCGCUGCGACCGUUGAACAUCACCGUCUACGGCAACGUCUCGGGCACCGCCGAUGGCUCGGCCUACUAUCCCUCCCCGGACAACUCCUCGUGGAGCAAUCCCAACGAUACCUAUGGCAAGAUCCCCUAUGUCUACAAGGCCACCAACACCCUGACCACCCUCGACGCCGCCUCCGGCGUUCUCACCUUCUCGCCGUGGACGGACCGCGAGGGAUUCUGCAGCGCCCUCGUCCAGGGCGAUUGUCCCCUGGCCCCGGUGUUUUAUGUCGACCAGUCCAAUCUCUCGGCGCUGCCCGCGUUUUCCAUCAAGCGCAACAUGUUGACCAGCUAUCGCUUCUCCACCAUCUGGACCACCCUCGAGAUCAAGUCCGGCGAUACCGCCGUCACCCCGCUGGGCUGCAUCUCCGUCUCCGUCACGCCCGAUCUCGGGGGCUCCCUCCGCGCGGCCCUCACCUUCACCCCCUUGGUCAUCCUGAUCCUCGUCGGCGUCGCCACCGUCCUGGCGGGUAUGUACACCCCCUGGGGGUCGACCGACCUGUUCCGCUGGACCAGCAACUACGGCCGCGACGAGGAUGUCCUGCGCCUGGUCACCCCGGGCUUCGCCGACUGCCUGCAGUACAUCCAGUUCGCCGUCCUGACAGGCGCCCUCUCCCUCAACUACCCGGGCUACUACCAGCCCGUGGUCGGCCAGGCCGCCUGGUCGACCCUCAUGUUCAACCAGAGCUUCCUCCACCCGGAUCAGGGUCGCAACCCGGUGCAGGACGGCGUCUACGCCCUCAACGGCUCCUACGGCCUCCAACGCCUGACCCAGGUCGUCGGCAUGGAGAACUCCAACGACGUCUGGCCGGGCAUGAUGGUCUGGCUGCUCGCCCUCGUCGCCAGCGUCACCGUCUUCGCCCAGCUGGCCUUCGCCCUGCGCUGGCUGCGCCGCGAGCUCGCCCACAUCCCCGAGGAGGACCUGCGCGCCAAAAACAUGCCCUUCGCCGUCGGCAACGUCAUCCGCAUCGUCUUCGGCUACUGCUUCCUGCCCCUCAUCUCCCUCUCCUUCUUCCAGCUCGUCAUCGCCCCGCACUCCCCGGCCUACACCGUCGCCCUCGCCGUCGUCGUCAUCCUCAUCCUCCUCGCCUUUGCCGCCUGGAUGGUCCGCGUCAUCGCCGGCACCCGCCCCAAGGCCUUUCUCUUCGACGACCUCUCCACCGUCCUCCUCUACGGGCCCCUCUACAACACCCUCUGCGAUGACGCCGCCGCCUUCGCCCUCGUGCCCCUCAUCGUCAACUUCGCCCGCGGCGUCGCCAUCGGCGCCCUGCAGCCCUCCGGCAUCGCCCAGCUCGUCCUCCUUGCCAUCUGUGAGGUCGUCUUCCUCCUCAGCCUCGUCGCCUUCCGCCCCUUCCCCUCCCCGACCUCCAUGAACCUCUACCAUGGCUGCUUCGCCUGCGUCCGCUUGCUGACCAUCCUGCUGAGUAUCACCUUUGUCCCCUCCCUCAACGUCUCCGAGGCCGCCCGCGGCUGGAUCGGCUACGUCAUCCUCAUCCUGCACGCCGUCGCCCUCGUCUUCGGCUUCUUCCUCAACGCCCUUCAGACCCUCAUCGAAGUCAUUGCCCGUCUCGCCGGCGCCGGCGGCUACGAAGGCGGCGCCACCCGCGGGGGUCUCACCAAGGUCUUUGGCAUGCGCCAGCUCUCCCGCCGCGGCACCCGCCGCCGCGCCGGCGUCGGCGUCGGCGUCGGCGCCCGCCAGAGCAUGGGCUCCGAGGCCGCCAUGCUGGCCCACGUGGACGACCGUAUGUCCUCGCAGUUUGACGGCUCCCGCCCGCGUAGCCUUUCGGGCAACUCGGCCAUGCUCCUGAAUCGUGCCAGCGACGCCCGCAUCAGUGCAGCCUUUGGCGACGGAGGCCGCAGCGUCAGUCACAGCCGCGCCAACAGCAGCGGCCCUUACACGCCCACCACCCUAGGCGGUGGUGGCGGCAGUACCUUCCUCCUCCACAGCACCACCACUGGCAGUAAUUCCCCCAAGAGCGCCGGGGGCACCACCGUCAUCGGCAUGCCACAGCCGCAUGAUCCCUACUAUCGACCCCCGCGGCCUCGACGCCGCGCCGCAGACGCUGCUGGCGGUGAUGAAGAUGGCGGCAAUGGCGGCAAUGGCGGCGGCGGCGGCGAGAUGUCCAUCGGCCAUGAGGAAGGACCCUCGAUAUCAGGGCGGGCGACGCCCGUCCCGGCCUACCUCCCAGCGCCCAAGGAUGACCUAGACUACGACGAUCCGCGGCAGUCGCGCACAGACUACGCCGUGCGCGAGGUGGACUUUUACUACCGGGUCCGCGGGCCCCCGCUGUCGCAGAGCGGCACGCGUAAGCUCAAGACCGGGCCUGCGGAUCCCACGGGACCGGUCUCGUCGGCGACGGGAUGGUUCCGCAGCCUGUUCAACGGCAAGACGAAAGAAAAGGGGAAAGGCUUCGAGGUGGUCCGGAGCUCGCGCGCCCCGCCUCCGGGUCUGAUGAUCCCCCCCGAGCGCGACGCCGAGUUGUUCAACGAGCCCUACCGUGAUGAUCCUGACGAUCCCGCCAGUCACUCUCGUCAGGCGUCGCAGACCAACCUGCCGUAUCGUGACUCGGAUGGCGGCCUACAUAAUUUCGAUCUCGCAGAGGCGAACCUGACGCUCCCGCAAAUCGAUGUCGGAGGUGGGAUCGAGCUUCCCAGUCGGAUGGGCUCGUCGCGCACCAGCGGCAGCCAGCCUGCGUUGCGCCUGGAGACGCCGUCGAUCCCGGCGCGCAGCUCGAAACGAGGCUCCUCGGUGGGCUCGAUCGAUUCCGAGAAUCUGGGAACGGAGAUUGCCGUUCCCAGUCUACCCGAUGAUCACCAUCACCUUGGUUUUGUCUCCUCGACCUCUGGCACAGGCCGGCUGCCCUUCACGGCAGAUCGGAACCGCAACCUGUCGAUCGCGUCGACGACCGUCUCGACGCGGUCGAGCCAGAACAUCGACCGCAACGGCAGCAUGGGCUCGCGGGUCGAGCGGCCGUCGAGCAUGGGCUUCGUCGUCCACCACCGCGCGCAGGACAACAUCCACGAACCCAGUCCGGAUGAGCCCUCGUUCACCGGCAGCGCCGCGGAGCUGGUCACCGUGCCUCUACACCCGACGGACUCGCAUUCACUAUAAUCAACUCUCUCCAGUCAACCUGGUCCUUUUUUCCCCUUGUUUUGACAGUCUUUGGCAGUCUUUCAGGUGAUACGAAUCUCCUUGGUCUUCUUGGUACCCUAUCUAAUAUAGUAUAUCCUCCUUUCUCUUCUUCUGCUCUUCUCUUCCUCUGUUCUCUUCUCUGUCAUCAAAAAUUGCUGCUAUUAGCCUGUUUGCUUGUCGGUGCUGUACAUCGGUUCGAUUCGUGUGAAAUAGGUCAGGUUGGUUAUUCUACAUUUGUAGUGUGUAGUUACGUCCAUUCUAUUCUAUAUAAUAAUUUAUUCUUCAUUCUAUUC